GCGUGCUCUGUUGUUGAGUUUCUCUUGGAGACAAAGGGGGGGGGGAACCCCUUCAAGAAGGCCAAAGAAAUAAAAGAACAAGAGGACCGGUUUGGAAUAAAGCCGCCUCGGAUCCGGAUCGGCUCCGAAUUGCACCCUUUAAAACGCGCGCUUUGCAAUUUGAGUUUUGUUAUUUUGCAGAACCAGGAAGAGGCGCCUGCGUUGCAAAUCACGGGGGAGCCCGUGAGCGACGGUGCGCGGCGGCCAAUCAGCGGGCGCGGCCCGGACCGAAAGAGGCGGGCUUAGAACAACCUGGGCAUUCCAAAGCAAAAGAGACGAAGCGGAGGCCGGCAGAGGCGGCGGCGGGAGGGGGAGAAGGCUCCGAGAACGGCGGCCAGCGCCAGGCUUUUCUAGCGAGGUGGGAGGUGGGGAGAGAAUCUGGCGCGGCUGGGAAGAGCCCCCGAAAUUGGGCGAUUACGGGUUCGAAUCCCACUUGGGGAAGAGUUUGGGUUUAGAAGCGGGAUUAGUUUAAAAAUUUCGGGGUACAGAGGUGAGCCAGGCUCCUGGAAGCCAGUGCCCCUUCGUUCUCUUAGCUCCUAAGGGGAUCUGAGCAGCCCAGGAGCUUAGAGGUUGCCUGGAGUAGGGAGGAAGGGUUGGAGCGUGGGGGCCAAAGCUGGGUGAGGGUAGCAGAGGAACCUCAAAGUCCCCUAAGGGAGAGGACUUUGGAGGGGGACUUGAGUAAAGGUUGGGAGAUACUUUCAGUUGGGUCACCCAAUAGGAGAAGUUGAAUAAGGAGUUGGCCAACCAGCAAUGCAAGAGGUGGAGUCCAACGAGAGGAGCCCGCUCUUGGACCCCAACGUUCGGUCACCCGUCUCCUUCCCAGCGGCCAACGUCUUCCAUGGACGGCGCCUGGCAUGUGCUGCGGUGCUUCUAGCAGAGCUGCUGGAGAGGGUGGCGUUUUAUGGCAUUACCUCGAACUUGGUGCUCUUCCUCAAUGGAACGCCGUACAAUUGGGAGGGCACCCAAGCCAGCCAGGCCCUCCUGCUCUUCAUGGGCAUCACCUACCUGGUCUCCCCGUUUGGGGGCUGGCUGGCUGACGCCCUGCUGGGCAAGUUUCCCACCAUCUUGGUCAGCAUGGCGGUCUACCUCUUGGGCAUGUUGGCUUUCCCUGCCAUGGCCAUCGCUCCCAGCCGCCAGUGGCUCUGUGGGGAGCUUCAUCAACGGCUCAUUGACAACUGCUCAACGCCUCUGCAGACCAAUACCACGUCUGCCCCGUGCCCAUCGCAAGGAAACACGCGCUACUGUCUCAUCGCCACCUAUGUCGGCUUGGUGCUCGUUGGGCUGAGCGUGGGCUCUGUCAAGGCCAACAUCACCCCCUUCGGAGCUGAUCAGGUGAAGGAUCGGGGUCCGGAAGCCACCCGGCGUUUCUUUAACUGGUUUUAUUGGAGCAUCAAUUUGGGAGCCAUCCUUUCCCUGGGAGGCAUCGCGUACAUCCAGCAGAACCUCAAUUUCGCCAUUGGCUACAUCAUCCCCGCUGUUUGCAUCGGGGUCUCCUUCGUGGUCUUCUUGUGCGGCCAGAGUGUCUUCAUCACCAAGCCGCCGGAUGGCAGUGCCUUCACCGACAUGUUCAGAAUCCUGGCUUAUUCGUGCUGUAACCGAAAACAGCCGGAGCGGUUUUCCGGCCCGAGGGGCACGCAGGGGGUCCUUCACCAGACUCAGCCUUCCAAGGACAGCCUUCUGGAAGCGGCCAAGGCCUCCCACGGGGGCCCUUUCCGAGAAGACAAAGUGGAAGACGUCAAAGCCCUGGUCAAAAUCAUCCCCGUCUUUUUGGCUCUCAUCCCGUACUGGACAGUCUACUUCCAGAUGCAAACCACCUAUGUCCUCCAGAGCCUCCACCUGAGAAUUCCACAGUUUUCCAACAGCACAUCAAACGGCACCAUGAACGUCCCCACGUUCCCGGCGGCUUGGCUGACCAUGUUUGAUGCUGUCCUCAUCCUCAUCCUCAUCCCCCUGAAAGACAAAGUGGUGGACCCCAUCUUGAAGAGGAAGGGUCUCCUUCCUUCCUCGCUGAAGAGAAUCGCCUUUGGGAUGUUCUUCGUCAUGUGCUCUGCAUUUGCUGCAGGAAUAUUGGAAAGCGACCGGCUGAGGAGAGUCAAGACCAAAACGAUUGAUCAGAAGAUUGGGACGGCCAUCUACUAUGCAGCCGACAUGUCCGUCUGGUGGCAGGUCCCCCAGUAUAUUCUGAUCGGAAUCAGCGAAAUCUUAGCCAGCAUUGCAGGUUUGGAAUUUGCCUACUCCGCGGCUCCGAAAUCGAUGCAAAGUGCAAUAAUGGGCCUCUUCUUUUUUUUUUCUGGAAUCGGGUCUUUCGUGGGCUCCGGUCUCCUGGAGUUGGUGUCCCUCAAAUCAAUCGGUUGGAUGAGCAACCACACAGAUUUGGGCAACAUCAACGGUUGCCAUUUAAACUACUACUUUUUCCUUCUGGCGGUCAUCCAGGGUGUCACUCUGCUGCUUUUCCUCAUCGUGUCCGUCAAAUACGACCGCCAGAAGGCAAGGACUAAUGCCGGACGGACUUGACGGGGCCUGUAACAGAAGAUGAACAGAAGUCGGUGGGGAUCAGAAGAGGUUGCUGAUCCAGCAGGAAAGAGCCAUUUGGAGGGGCAUUUUCUUUUGAUUUGCAUGAGUUUGACUUCUAGGUUGCUCCCCCCCCCCCCCCAAAUCUUACACACAAACACAUACAAAGCAGAGAGUGCCUUAUGCUAGCAAACUAAUUUUACAAGCUGUAAAUGCAAUGCAGGCCAGGCGUUGGAACCCGGAAGCAUUUCAGAUUCCCUUCCAGGGUGAUGUAAAGACAGAUGGACAGAACUGUCCAACGGAUCAGUUCAGAUCCUGGCUUGGAAAGAAUUCCUCCCCCCGCCCCCCUUGGAUGCCUUUCAUAGAGGUUCAGAGGUAAAAGUUGCAGGCGUCAAGCCAGGUUUAUGAGUUGCUGUGCUGUGCAUCGAACCCUCCCUCCCUCCCUCCCUCCCUCCCUGUCUCUCUCUCUCACACACACACACACAUGCACCGGUUGUCCGCAUGGGUAGAACUCCAAAGCUCUACCAACGGUUCUGGCGUUAGGGCUGGGGAUCAUAGUUCAUUUAGUCCAAGCUAUGAAGAGGUCUAGUUAGACUGAAAUAAAGGAUGUUUUUUAAUCUACUGUAGGUU
Molecule: messenger RNA, 3180 nt
Organism: Thamnophis elegans (Western terrestrial garter snake)
Lineage: Eukaryota; Metazoa; Chordata; Lepidosauria; Squamata; Natricidae
Gene: SLC15A4
Product: solute carrier family 15 member 4
Exons: 8
Coding region: 790-2553 (587 amino acids)
Biological process (GO): oligopeptide transport; transmembrane transport; histidine transport
Cellular component (GO): membrane
Molecular function (GO): L-histidine transmembrane transporter activity
Source: RefSeq, a predicted model, not a curated record